AUGCCCGGCAAAGCGCGAAAAGGCAAGUCCUCACACAACAACGAUCCAAACCAGACCAGCCUCAAAGGUUGGGUCAUCCCCAAACCCUCUUCUGCGGCUUCUCAGCCAUCCUCUUCGAAUCUCACCCAUCAACCCGCCCAAAAGAACCCCAAGAGAGUGGCCACUUCCUCCUUGGAAGUGCAGGACUUCACCACCAAGAGGUCGAAAUCGAGAGGGGAUGAAGCGAGUAUCAAUCCUCCCACGCACAAAACCGCCCCACGUCAUCCCACCACCUCGACCCAGGACGACCUUCACUCCAACUCCAACUCCGACGACAUCUCGUCAGACGAGGAUGAGGAUGACUGCGGCUCCGACGACGACGGCCGAUCAGACGAGCUGGACGAUGGUUUUGCGAGGUGCAUAGAGGCAGAGAAGAUGCCAUCUACGAGCCUGCCGGUCACCGGCGACGACUUCUGGAUGAGUUACCUCAUCACCCCUCUAGAGCAGCACGCUUCUCGCCUGGGGUUAAAGCCAACCCCGCUACCCGAAACCACAUACAAGCGCCUCUCAGAGGUCCUGGACUUCGUGUUGGCCAACAAAAGCGUGUACUUUGUCUGGACAAUCAACUCAAUGUCCAAAAACGUUCGGAAGCGGCUGCUCGGGCUGUUGGGGCUCUUCAUGCCUACCAACUUCCAAGAGCUCUUAGCAGGCCCCAACCCCCCAUCCGCCACCCAAAUUUACUCCCUCAUUGAUGCCAAUGGUGUUUGGUUCAAUGAGUACGGGGUCCGAGUGGACAAGCUGGAGGGCCGCAGCGAGGUCCAGAGUCGCUCUGUUGGUGCCUACUGGAAGGUAGCAUUACCAAAAGGUAGCGUUCACCACCACCCGCCCCUGCGUAUACUCAUAUAUACGGGGCAAACGGCGAAGGUGAGCCCCUCCGACAACACGAUGGGGUUUCGACUGCGGUGGAGACAACAUGUAAACGACGCGUACGGGCAUGACGAGGCGAAUAAGAAGGACAGUCUUUUUACAAAAGCAUUCAUCAAAUCACGAGAAGAAUAUCGAAUGGCUUUCACCCCCAUCGUGACAGUCCCGGUACCUGUCGGUACCAAGCUCGACAUACCCUUCCGCAACGCGGUCAAAUUCUUCGCUCGGCUGAGCGAAGCGGUUUGCCACGAGGCAUGUUCGACGAUAUACCGGGUUGACCCUGGGUGUGCACAUACACCCAAGACGUUCUGGGAAAAUUCUCCACGAGAAUACACUGGGAUGAACGCCCGAGAUCCCCUCAGGGAGUCGUUUGGCUUCUGGGAGCUGGGCAAGCCCCAGCGCCCCAGUCCCAAUUGUUCUACCUGUGGCAAGCUCUUUGGGACGAAGACUCAACGGGAUCAACACGAGGUUGAGGUCCAUGGACCCAAUACGUUUGUGUGUAAGCACGAUGGUUGUGUUUACAGGUGCUCGAGUGAAAAGAGGUUGGAGACGCAUAGGAAGUCGGUCCAUGGAAAAAAAGAAUUCGCAUGUAAGAUAGAGGGGUGCGAAAGAAAGUAUGGGACCAAAAAAUUAUUGAACAUGCAUAGGAAGGAGGUCCACGGAGAGAAAGUGCAUGCGUGUGAUGAGUGCGAAAGAGAGUAUGGGACCGAAGGAAGGUUAAACAUGCAUAGGAAGGAGGUCCACGGAGAGAAAGUGCAUGCGUGUGAUGAGUGUGAGAAAAAAUUUAGGACCAAUUCAUUAUUGAACGCACAUAAUAAGAAGGUCCACCAAGAAAAGACAGUGUCGUGUAAGGAGAUCGGGUGUAGGACGAUGUUUAGGUAUGAGUCACAGGCGAGAACUCACAUGAAGAGAUGUCACCCAGAGAGGAAGUUUGUGGUGUGA
Molecule: messenger RNA, 1845 nt
Organism: Cryptococcus wingfieldii CBS 7118
Lineage: Eukaryota; Fungi; Basidiomycota; Tremellomycetes; Tremellales; Cryptococcaceae
Exons: 12
Coding region: 1-1845 (614 amino acids)
Biological process (GO): regulation of transcription by RNA polymerase II
Molecular function (GO): DNA-binding transcription factor activity; RNA polymerase II cis-regulatory region sequence-specific DNA binding
Source: RefSeq, a predicted model, not a curated record